AUGGAGCAGCGCCUUCCGGACCCGGUGCUUCCACAACAGGCGAGCAAGUAUACGCUGCUGAACACGGCUCGACCUUACACAAUCCGUCGCAUCCGCCGGGUCCUGAACGCGAAGGCUUUUACCAACACGCUCGGGCUCAAGGGACCACCGCAGCCGGACGAUCUCAGGAGCUUCUGGAAGGCGGUAACUCGAAGGCACUGA
Messenger RNA from Microbotryum saponariae, 201 nucleotides. The record is from the annotation of a GenBank genome assembly. NCBI's taxonomy places the organism in Eukaryota, Fungi, Basidiomycota, Microbotryomycetes, Microbotryales, Microbotryaceae.